AUGCCGCCGCGCAUGUUUGCCGCGGGCGGGCACACAGCUGUGCACAGCUGCAGGCACGCUCUGCAGGCCCCCGGGCACCAGGAUGCAGCCGUCUCGCUCGCGGCCGAGGUCCAGGCCUUCACUCGGCAGCAGGCGGCGGAGGAGGAGCAGGAUGUGGACGACUGGUGCAACGAGGCCACGCUGCAGGAGCUGGAGCAGUACAGCGUGCGGGACCUGAUCAGGUUGCUCCAGGGCGAUGAGGAGGAGCAGGCGGCGACCGGCGGCGCCGCCCUCCCGUUCGCCGCCGCCAGUCCAGGCAGCAUCCGCAGCACCGACAGCGCUGCGCCUGCACCCAGCAGAGAGCGGGAGGCAGCGCCAGCGGGCCUUGCUGCCGCCGUCAAGGAGGAACCACCCGUGCAGAGCGGAGCGGGGCAGGCAGCCGGCGUCGCCGCGGCGCCGGCGGCCCGCCUGGCGGCGGCCGGCGGCUGCCAGCUGGCGCCGGGGCCUGCGCAGGAGCCAGCAGGACCCCGCACGCUGCCCACACAGGACCGGCCCAGCUGCGUGACUGGCGCCAGUCCCAGCGAGGGCACGCCUGGCCUGAGCUCAGAGCCGCCGGCGGGCGGGGGCCCGCCAGCACCACCAGCCGUCCUGCCGCCACCCGCAGCAGAAACAGCACCACCACCCGCAGCGGCAGCAGCGCCCUCUCCGCCCGCAGCAGCAGCAGCAGCCGCGGCGCCGGCAGCGGCAGCGGCAGCGGCAGCCAGCGUGGCCUUGCCCAGCGGCCGCGGGGAGGAGCGAGGCGGCGGCGAGGAGGCGAGCGACUACCUCGGCGUGUGGCCGGCCGCCGGCCGCUGGCAGGCGCGCUUCUGGCUGCGCCUGGACGAGCAGGCAAGGCCCUGCCCUGAGGGCGGCCCCCACCAGCAGGUGGUGCCCGCCGGCACGGAGCUAGAGGCAGCGCUGGUGAGGGAUCUGGCUGUGCUGUGGCAUGAGCGGUGGUGCGGGCCGGCGGCGCUGGAUGCCGCCACUGUGUUCAACUUCCCGGUGCAGCGGUACUGCCACGACGCCCCCCUGGCCUGCGUGCUGGCCGAGCUGCCCACCUGGCCGGCGCUGCUGGCCUACCUGGCUGAGGCUCGGGCAGCCGGCUUCCUGCUGACAGCGGCCCAAGCGUACGACUCAGACAGGCUGCCGCCCACGCCCUGGCCCGACCCUGAGCCCCCCGCCAGCCCGCGGCGGGCCGCCAGGGCUGGUGCUGCAGCCGGGCCGCAGGGCGACGGCGCCGCGGGCGGCGGCGGCCGGCGCGGCCGCAAGCGGCGGGGCGAGGGCGGGCCCGAGGAGGCGGAGCCGCCCGCGCGGCGGCCGCGGCAGCAGCGGGAGCAGCGCCGGCAGGAGCAACGCGCGUCCCCCUACCCCGGGGUUGCCCCGCAUGGCGCCAGGCUGUGGUGCGCAUCCGUGGGGCUGCCGGCGGCCGGCGGCGCCGCCCAGCAGGUGCCCCUGCUGCUCCAUGCCGACCCGGCAGUGGCGGCGGUGGCGGGGGAGGUGGCCGCCUUCUGGAAGCUGCACGUCCGAAGGGUGGACGGCAAGCAGCAGCAGCCGGGACGCCUGCACGACGCCUUCCUCCAGGACCAGCACCUCAUAGAGCAGCUGCAGGGAGCGGAAGAUGCCGAGCAGCUGCGCCUGGUGCUGCGCCGCCUGCUCGACGCCGGCUGGCUGCACCGCACCUCCCGCCUGCUGCGCCCCGCCCCGGGGCCUCUGGCCGCACAGCCGCCGCCGUGCGCCGCCACGGCGCCUGCCGGCGACACGCGCCAGCUGCUGGCAGCGGUGGCAGCGCCCGCUGCGGCAGCCGCGGCUGCCAGGGGGGCCGGCGCAGCGGCGGUGGCGGCGGCGGCCGCCGCCGCAGCAGCAGGCGCCGCUGCUGGCAAGGCAGCGCCCGUCAGGAGGAGCAAGUCCCGCUAUGCUGGAGUGGUGCUUGAUGGUAGCAAGUGGCGGGCGCUGCUGACUCUGUGCCAGCCUGGCGCUGCUGGCAAGGCCGUGAAUUCUGUCAACGUGAUGCGGCACAGCGACCCUGCGAUCGUGGCGGCGGGGCGGGAUGUUGCUUUGUACUGGAGGGCCGAGGUGUUGCGCCAGGCGGGGGCCAAACGAGCCAUCCACCAUGCCAGAUAUGCGGCAGACGCGCGGCUGCGGGAGCAGCUGGCUGGCGUUGGCAGCGCGCACGCCCUGCGCGCGCUGUUGAAGCAGCUGUGCGAGGAGGGGCGGCUGGAUGAGGUCGCGGAGCUCUUUCGCAAGGAGGCCGUGGCGCCGGCUCCGGGCGUGGUGGCGCAACAACCCGCUGCACCGCUGGCGGCGCAGCAACGUGCCGCAGCUCCUGGCGGGGGCGACCACGGACGUGGCGCGCUGGGUGUGCCCCGCACGACCCCUCCGCCUGGCGUCACCGGCGUGAAGCACCUGAAUGGCCAGUGGCAUGCAACGCUGUCUCUGCAGCAGGGCACGCAGGGCGGCGGCCCAGCCAGCGCAGCGGUGUUCUGCCACCCCGAUUUUGCGGUGGCGGCAGCGGCCCUCGACCUGGCAGUCUACUGGAAAACGGCAGUCCUGGGUCAGAGGCAUCACUUGCAGCAGCCAGCCGUGCUGCAUGCCAGGUAUGCAGCUGAUGCGGGGCUGUUGCGGCAGCUGCGAUCCAUCACCAGCGUGGAUGCACUGAAGCAGCUGCUGAAGUGGCUGCACGCCGAGGGGGCGCUGCAUGAGUCGGCAGCACUCCUGCAGCAGCAUCGGGCGGCAGCGCCGCCAGCCGCAGCGGAGCGCGACUGGGUGCCAGAGGCAGGCCGUCCAGGCAGCCUGCACCGCAGCCGGAGCGCCCUGGCCGAGGCCGUGGCAGCUGCUCCCGUGCCUGCCGACUGGGAGCGGCACAUGGCCGAGUGCCAGCAGCUGGCCCGGCAGCGUGCGGAGCGGUGGGCCGGCGCAGUAGGCGCGUAUGACGCCAGCUGGCUGCUGCAGGAGGACCGGCUGCCGCAGCUGGCGCCAGGCAGCCCAGCAGAGGCGCCGCCGCCACGGCAACGCAGCCUGCUGCCUCGUCAGCAGCAGCAGCAGCAGCAGCAGCAGCAGCAGCAGCAGCAGCCACCGUCACCUAGCGCCUCGCCCCAGCUGCGCACCAGCGGCGACGACGAGUUGCUCGCCCGCAUCGUGCACCCGCCGCGGCCGGGAGCUGUCCAGCAUGAGCAGCAGGAGGGGCAGCAGACGUUGCAGGAAGGGCAGCAGCCAAAGCAGGCGGAGCGGCGCAGGCCGGCAGCCUCCCCUGUGUUGUCCCGAAGCCUGCGCGCCUCGCCGCAGCCCGCCCCAGCCCACCAGCAGCAGGAGCCAGCCGGCAGCAGCCAGGAACACUCUGGCGUCAAGCAGCAGCAGCAGCAGCCAGCGGGGACAGAGCAGCAGGCCUGUGAGGGCGCCGCUGCCAUGAAGCAGCUGCAGGCUCUGUUGGAUGAGCUUGCCAUCGUGCCGGCUCCGGGCGUAGCAGACAGCGGCCUCGGCAGCAGCACCGCUUCUCCCUCGCCCCUGGCGCCAGGCCUGUCAAGCAGCGGCAGGCCUCCUAGGCAGGCGACCGAGGCACACACGCCCUCGCCGCCCUCGCCGGCUGGGCUGGCGCCGGUGGUGCCGCGCCCCGGGGAUGUACUGCUGUACUGCCGAAACUGCCGCGGUGUGGGCGGCCUGCCGCUGCUGGAACGCCUGCUGGUACUUCACGCCCCGCAGCCGCUGCUGCCAGCCAGCCCCAACCGCAACGUCAGCCACCGGUGCGAGUGCCUAGUGCUGGGCCAGGGCGCCCAUGCGCAGCAGCUGGCGCCAGGCCCGGUGGCCCGCACGGCAGAGGUGCAGCUGGGGCGCCUGGGGCGCAAGUGGCGGCUGCCGGCAGUGUCCGCCAAGACGCGCAACUGGUGCAUCGAGGGCAGCGUGCCGCGGCCGCAGCUCGCUGCAAUCUUGGAGGCGCUGGCGGCGCGGGAGGCGCAGCCGGCCCAGCAGCAGGAGCAGCUGUAG
Messenger RNA from Chlorella variabilis, 3996 nucleotides. RefSeq lists its product as hypothetical. The transcript has 10 exons. The coding region runs from base 1 to 3996 and encodes 1331 amino acids. NCBI's taxonomy places the organism in Eukaryota, Viridiplantae, Chlorophyta, Trebouxiophyceae, Chlorellales, Chlorellaceae. The record is from RefSeq and is a predicted model, not a curated record.